Messenger RNA from Aspergillus wentii DTO 134E9, 6057 nucleotides. RefSeq names its product nucleoporin family protein. NCBI's taxonomy places the organism in Eukaryota, Fungi, Ascomycota, Eurotiomycetes, Eurotiales, Aspergillaceae. The coding region runs from base 1 to 6057 and encodes 2018 amino acids. The record is from RefSeq and is a predicted model, not a curated record. Gene Ontology annotation, molecular function: structural constituent of nuclear pore. Gene Ontology annotation, cellular component: nuclear pore cytoplasmic filaments; nuclear pore. The transcript is spliced from 5 exons. Gene Ontology annotation, biological process: protein import into nucleus; RNA export from nucleus; post-transcriptional tethering of RNA polymerase II gene DNA at nuclear periphery.
AUGUCUUUCGGAUUUGGAGGAUUCGGACAGAACAACCAGCAAAGCUCCGGCUUUGGAGCUGGCUCUGGAUUUGGAGGAACGAGCUCUGGUGGAGGCUUUGGAUCUACAUCGUCCCCUUUUGGUGGCGGUGGCACAUCAGGCGCUGGUAGUGGUGGUGGCCUUUUUGGGAAUACCUCCAGCAGCUUCGGUUCCGGUGGAGGUUUUGGAUCAGGAACGCAAAAUAACCAAUCGAAUUCGCUGUUUGGAGGCCAAAAUCGUACCGGAAGUGGCUUUGGAACAAGUACCUCCGGCGGCGGCAGCCUUUUCGGAGGAGGUACUUCCACCGCUGGAGGAACAGGUUUUGGCGGCGGCGGCGGCUUUGGCGGGUCGACUGGAAGCACAGGUGGCUUUGGCAGUACUGGCACCGGUACUGGUGGAGGUCUUUUUGGUAGCAAGCCUGCUACCGGUGGCUUUGGCAGCCCAGCUGGCACAACCGGCACGACUGGUGGAUUUGGUUCAACAGCCGGUGGCGGCGGGUUUGGAAGUACCGGCUUUGGUGGAGGUACAGGAACCGCCUUCCAGCAAGCUGUUCCCCCAUGUGAGGGCACUGGUAGCACCCCGUUCAACCCAUUCACCGAAAAGGAUGGCAACAGCACUGUGACCAACCACUACCAAAGUAUUUCUUUCAUGCAACCCUACAGCAAGUAUUCCUUUGAGGAAUUGCGAUUGGGCGAUUACCAACAAGGCCGCAAAUACGGUAAUGGAAGUGGACAAGCUGGCGCAUUUGGCUCAUCGGCAUUCGGUGGAUCAGGUUUUGGGCAACCGGCUGCCUCUACAGGAACAGGCUUUGGCAGUACUUCUUCCCCAUUUGGCGGCGCUACGAGCGCGCCAUCUACUGGAUUUGGUCAGACACAAACAACCGGCGGAUUUGGCUCUACUGCCUCUAACCCUCUGUUUGGUGGCUCCAAACCAGCGGGUUCCUUGUUCGGGGGAACUUCAACAACUCAAGCUGGUGGCACCGGUGGUGGCUUGUUCGGCGGCAGCGGUACAACCCCAACUGCUGGAGGCUUUGGCGCAGGUACAUCUGGAACUGGAACUGGUGGCUUCGGGUCCGGAGGCUCGUCGCUAUUCGGUGGUAAUGCCCAGCAACAACAAAACAAGCCAUUGUUUGGAGGCAGUGCAGGAACCGGCACCACAGGCACAGGCACAGGCACCGGCUUUGGUGGAUUUGGUCAGCAGACUACCAGCGCCGCAACGCCGUUCGGAAGCACAACGGCCACGGCAUCCCCAUUUGGCGGUGGUGCUCAGCCACAAACUGGAACUAGUGCCUUCGGUGGCUUUGGCCAAAAUCAGGCCCAGAAUCAGACCCAAAACAAGGGAGGGCUAUUCGGUGGUGGUGGUGGUGGAUUUGGCGCCAGCGCCCAGCAGCAGCCAUCUACUACUGGCGGUCUCUUUGGAGGUGGCGGCACUGGUGGCUCCUCCCUCUUCGGACAGAACAACCAACAACCCCAGCAGCAACAGCAGCCAGCUGCCGGUGGCGGAUCGCUAUUUGGAGGCGGCACUCAGCAAACUGGCGCUGGGUCAUCAUUGUUUGGCGGUGGUGCCCAGCAGGGACAGAAGAGCUUGUUCGGUGGUGCUGCUCAGCCUCAGCAGACUGGUACAGGUACUGGUUUGUUCGGUGGUGCUCAACCCCAGCAAACUGGAACCAGUAGUUUGUUCGGUGGUGGUGCCCAGAAUCAACAGCAGCAGAAGCCAAGCUUAUUUGGCGGAGCUUCCACCACAGGUGGCUCGUUGUUUGGGGGAGGCCAGACCACAACUCCCCAGCCCGCGGGUGGUUCGCUGUUUGGCAACACUCAGACCCAGCAACAGCCAGCAGGGGGACUCGGGACCAGCAGUCUAUUUGGAAGCAUCCAGCAGCCCCAACAGCAACAACAACAAACAGCCCCCGGCAGCUUGCAAGCCUCGCUGCUUGACGGAAAUCCUUAUGGUAACCAGUCUAUCUUCUCUGGGCUGCCCGCUCCCAGUGCCCCAAGCCCUGGACCCCUGGCUACACCUCUCUCUUCUACCAUUAAACAGAAGCAACGUACGCCGUUGCCAGUUUACAAAAUCACCCCUAACGCCGCCAACCGCCUCGCCACCCCGCCUAAACGCCAAGGAUAUGGAUUCUCUUAUUCGACUUACGGAUCGCCUUCCAGUGGUGGUAGCACCCCCACUGGACUUGGAAGUAGCGUUCUUGGUGGCGGUAGUCUGCGCGGAAGUGUCAACGGUAGCUUUGGGCGUAGUAGCUUCAGCAAGAGUUUCUCGACCAGCAACCUGCGCAAGACCUUUGAUCCGGAAGCGGAUAGCGUCUUGUCCCCAGGGGCCCUUUCCUCUGGCCCUUCACGCUUGUCGUCGAGCGGUAGUCUCAAGAGACUUACCAUUGACCGUAGCCUGAGGAACGAUAUCUUCGCACGUCCCGCUAGCACAACUGUCGCCCCCAUUACCAAUGGCGAAGACUCUGCUCAGCCCGCGAAGAAGAAGGUUAGCUUCGACUCGACGUCCAAGGCACUGGAUGCCUCCAGUGGCGCAAUCGCCCCUGUUGAAACUGAAAGCCCGGAGCCCACUCCCGAGGAGCUUGGCUUCUUGCGCUCAAUCCGUAAGAGUGGCAGCAUGAACGGAAUCCCUUCGACCAAGCCAACAUCUGAUAGCUUUGGUCGUCCCGAGAUGGAGUCUUUGCCGCGCAAUGAUCUUCCCGCCGUUCCAGAGGAUGCAGUGCAGCCCACGAUUACCAACGGCCCAUCAGCACUCUCCUUUACUCCUGGAAACGAUCCCCUGCCUGGCGAGUAUUGGAUGAAGCCUACCCGGGCUGAACUUAACAAAAUGACUCGGGAGCAGCUAAAGAGCGUUAAGGACUUCACCGUUGGCCGCAAGCACUGUGGACAGGUUACCUUUGACCAACCCGUUGACUUGACAAGCAUCGACCUGGACCAGAUCUUCGGUGGCAUUGUGGAAAUUGCCGUGCGAAAAAUCACCGUCUACCCAGACGAGGGAAUGAAGGCUCCUAGAGGCAAAGGCCUGAACGUUCCAUCGAUUUUGCGCAUCGAGAACUCCUGGCCCCGAGGCAGAGACAAGAAGUCACCAACGCCCAUCACUAGCGGUCCCCUCUUCGAUAAGCACAUCGACCGGUUGAAGAAGGUGCACAACGCCGCGUUUAUCGAUUACGAAAAGGAAACCGGAACGUGGGUUUUCAAAGUGCCUCACUACACUACCUAUGGCCUUGAUUAUGAUAGCGAUGAAGAAGAAGAAUUCGAAGGUGAGAGCCUCAACCAAAGCACCUUCAGUGCUGCUCCUGACACUCCGACUCCGAAGGCCCAAACCACACCCAACCUCGACAGCACGGUGGGCUCGGAGCAAACCACCUUCUCUACUGAUGACUCGUUCGUCGGUUCGGUGGCUGGGGUAGACGACGACACGUUCGACUUCAAAAAGCGCAAGAUAGUUCCGGGCUCGUUUGGCAGCCAAGCGAUGGAAGUGGAAGAGGAGCAACGCUCCGUUUCUGGGGAUGAUGAAGAGUCUUUUUUAGGGGAAGGCUCCACGGGUUCAACUACUGAGCAAGAAGAUGGUGACGAUGUCACCGAAAGCCAAGAGUCAGAAGUUGAAUUGGAUGAAGAUGAGGAAAUGGAUAUGGCCGGUUCCUUUCCAAGCCUUCGUCAUACCGUGGAGCAUGAUGACACGAGAAGUACCGACAGCUAUAUGGAAACGACGCAACCGUCUUUGAAGCCGUGGAACACGCCCGCAAAGGCUCGUCUUGAUCUCAGUGGUGACUGGGCCGAGCAAUUGCAGCGAACGAUCAGUCCCAGAAAACAGAACCGUGACGCACUGCGUGAGAUCCAAGGAAACGCCUUCACUGAUAGACUCCUCCAUGACCCUACACCAAAAGAAAACCCUGUUAUUGAUGCGCAGCCCAAAUCAUUCACGACAAGCAUUGAUUUGAUGAAUUCGUUGUUUCAGCAACCACCAAAGCAGCAAGGCAAAUCUCCCAUGAAGACGCAGAAGCCGCAGCCAAGAGGAUUUGAGUGGCCUUAUCACAAGCAACCGAAAACUGCUGGCGAGUCGAACGAAUUGAGUGAAGACGACAUUGCUUUCCAUCAUUCCUUCAAGCCCCGAUGGGGUCCCAUGGACUCCAUCAUAUGCGUGAAGAAUGAUAUGAGAGAAUUUCGGGCUGAGGCUGAUAGCCGAUGGGAGCGGGGCAUUUCCAUCACUAGCGAAGGCAGAGACAUCGUUUUACUUGGAUUCAACAAUGACCCGCAACUCAGUGACAUGCUUGAUGCCCAGAGAAGCCAAACCUUGAUUCGCCCUGUGAAGGAUGUUCCUUUUGCUCAAUUGGGUAGUGCCGAUUUCCAGCGCUUCGCUCAAGCUUCGUCAAGCUCAGCAACAUCGGAUGAAGAGCGCCUGAUUUGGCAGAUCGCCAAUGUCCUAUUCAAUGACGAUAUUGAAGAUGACAUCUCAGCUGGUGUACCUCCCCAAGUUCGACAAAAAUACCGCCACCGCAUCAAGAAAGAUCGCCUAAGUCGCCUUUGGGAGGGCAUUGUUCGUGAGAAGUAUGCACUCAGCCUGGAAAGAGCCGAUUCGGCAGAAGAGCGCGCUGUGUACUUGUUGUGCUCACACCGAGUUGAUGAGGCUUGCAAAGUGCUGAUGGAAAGCCAAAACCUCCACCUUGCUACCUUGCUUGCGCAAAUUGGUCGUGAUCCUACCACACGCGCCGAUAUGGCCAAGCAGGUUGAUGUAUGGCGCCAGCAAAAUGUGUACUCGGAAAUGAGCGAGCCUAUCCGCGCUUUGUACGAACUUCUCGCUGGCAAUGCCCUUCGCAGCGAAGGUAAAUCUGGAGGUGCUUUGGAAGAUCGUGCAUCAACUUUUACUUUCACAGAGAGAUUUGAGUUGGAUUGGUUCCAGGCGUUCGGACUCCGUCUGUGGUAUGGAAUCACGGAAGACGAACCUGUUGAAGCAGCUGUUUCCAAAUUCUUUGGUGAUUUGACAAACGGUGAUGAGCCCGCCUUCCCAUACCCUCCGCACUUGAAUGCCCGGGGCGUGUUGCACACGACAGCCGACACACUUGGCAGAGAAUCUCCUCUGUGGGUUCUGCUGAAGCUUUACUCGACAACUAUGGCUACUAUUAAAACCGGUGGAAUUCCAGCUCUUGAGUUCCCCGCCGCUCUCCUUCCCGAAUCUGUGUCUGGAGAUCGACUCGCACACCGCUUGUCGUUCCAACUGUACCAGGUGCUCGCGACCGCUGUUGGGCAAUAUGACGGCUUCAAAAUCAACCUUGCUCAGGUGGACCAAUUAGUAUCAGAUUACGCUUGGGAGCUCAGCUCUAGUGGACAGCUCAUUCAAGCGUUGUUCAUCUUGUUGCAUCUUUCUCAGACAUCAGACCGGGAACGUGCCGUGAAAGAAACCCUCGCACGCUUUGCGUCUCGGCUGCCAGAUACUUUUACUGCGGAAGGAACACCUGAUGCUGUCUGGAAGUACCUUACCAACGAUCUGCGGAUACCUGAGGCGUGGAUCUGGGUUGCCAAGGGACUUUAUGCCCGUGACAUUGGCGAUGCGACGAGUGAAGUCAACUGCCUCAUUCGUGGCAAGAACUGGAAUGAUGCCCAUGCCACCUUCUGUCGCAUUGUGGGCCCUACGGCUGUCAUCGAGCGUGACUAUGCUACCCUUGAGACUCUUGUGUCGGGCUUCGGUGACGGACCGGAAGGCAAGGUCCAGGGAUGGGCUAGCGGCGGUGGUGUGUACGAGGACUUUCUGCGUCUUGCCACAGCCAAGGGUGGUCAACGUGAUCAGGGUCGGUUGAGUCGUCUGGUGAACGCGCUUGUCGCCAUGGGUGACAAGAUCAGCCAAGGAUCUGGUGUGGAAGGGCUGGAGGAGAGAGUGGCCUUCAAGGAGAUGAGCCGUGCUGUGGCCGGUUGGACUGCACACGAGGACGUCAAUACGGUUGGAUUGCCCACUGUCCUCGGUCUGCCACUCAACGGGGAUGCACGCAUCAUGCAGACGGCGGAGAUGAGUCGGAGGUACUAUAGUGUCAUCAUGGCUGGUGCCUAUUAA